Molecule: messenger RNA, 504 nt
Organism: Geodia barretti
Lineage: Eukaryota; Metazoa; Porifera; Demospongiae; Tetractinellida; Geodiidae
Source: the annotation of a GenBank genome assembly
CUGUCCGUGUGUGUCGCCGAGUGGAAAGGAUACAAGUUCAACGUUAUUGAUACGCCCGGUGUCGAAGAUUUUCAUGGAGAUCUUGAGAGCGUACUGCGGGUGGUAGAUGCCGUUAUCGUGGUAAUUGAUGCAACGACCGGCGUCGAAGGGGGUACGGAGAAGGUAUGGGAAGCCGCUGAUAAAUAUGAACUCCCACGGAUGAUCUUUAUCAACAAAAUGGAUAAAGAGAACGCUAGUUUUGAAAACGCGCUUGCAAGCGUCGAUGAGGUUCUUGAAACCCGAACUGCCGUGACGCAGGUGCCAAUUGGUAAAGAAGCUGACUUUAAAGGGGUUGUCGAUCUCAUCCAGAUGGGAGCGUUCACGGAACCGCAGGAUAAUAAGCCUUCACCGAAAUCAGAGACCCCUUCCGAACUUGAAGCACAGGCCGAAGAGAUGCGGGAGCAACUUGUCGAUGUUGCAGCAGAAAGCGAUGAUGAGUUGAUUGAAAAAUUCUUUGAGGGAUGA